CUUCACCCCCAUGAAGGUCUUGUCACCACUAGUUUCCAUAGCUCUCGCACAGAACACGCUCUGUGCAGCGAAUGGAUAUACCAGUGAAUCAGAGGUCCCAUACUAUGGCCGAAGCCCUGCCGUAUACCCCUCCCCCAUUGGAGAUGGAGCGACCAGCCCAGUCUGGCAGGAUGCGUACCAGCGCGCCAAAACCCUGGUCUCUCAACUAACCCUCGAAGAGAAAGCUAACCUCACUCGAGGCUUCAGCGGUCAGUGCGUUGGCAACACUGGCGCGAUCCCGCGCCUUUCUAUCCCAUCGCUUUGCUUCGCCGAUGCGCCAGAUGGCAUUCGGGGUCAAGAGUUUGUGUCGGCCUUUCCUGCAGGUAUUCAUGUGGCGGCAACAUGGGAUCGCUCGCUCAUGUACCGCUACGGCCACGCCCUGGGCGAGGAGUACCAGGGUAAGGGGAUUAAUGUCGCCUUAGGUCCGGUUGCAGGGCCGUUGGGAAGAGUGGCGAGAGGCGGGCGCAAUUGGGAAGGUCUAGGGGCUGACCCAUACCUUGCAGGUGGAGGCAUGGGGGCCAUCACAAAGGGAUUCAAGGAUGCGGGAGUGAUUGCCACGGCGAAGCAUUGGCUCUUGAAUGAGGAAGAGUGGAGAAGAAAUCCCGGUGAUAUGGGAGAGGCGCUCAGUUCCAAUGUCGAUGACAGGACCCUUCACGAGCUCUAUGUUUUCCCAUUCAUGGACUCAUUAAGAGAAGGGGUCGGAAGUGUCAUGUGCUCCUAUCAACGCGCAAACCACAGCUAUGGGUGCCAGAACUCAAAGCUCCUCAAUGGUGUAUUGAAGACCGAGCUCGGCUUUGAGGGGUUUGUGGUAAGCGAUUGGGAAGCUCAACACGCUGGUGUUGCCUCGGCCAACGCAGGCCUAGACGUUGUCAUGCCGGACGGUGGGUUCUGGGGUCACAAUCUGACGGAGGCUGUCAGCAACGGCAGCGUCAGCAGCGAGCGACUAGAUGAUAUGGCAACGCGAAUCUUGGCGACCUGGUUCUCUGCCGGUCAGGAUGAGGGUUAUCCUUCCCCGGCCGUUUACUCGGAGUCGGAAAAGCACUCACCUGUUGAUGUCCAGGCAGACCAUGCGACGUUGAUCCGUGAAAUUGGGUCCGCCGGAACUGUUUUGGUCAAAAAUGUCGACAACGCACUGCCAUUCACGAAUUCAACCAGAUACCUAAGUGUCUAUGGCUACGAUGCGACGGUUAGUGAAGCUCCGUGGGCGAAUCCAUCCCGGUAUGGUGGCGGCUACGAAGUGAAUUUUGGAUGGAACACCUUCAAUGGCACGCUCAUCACCGGGGGUGGCUCCGGAGGCAGCACUCCUCCGUACGUAGUGAGUCCCUUCCAAGCCCUACAGGAGCGAGCCUCGCGCAAUCGGGGGACUCUUCGCUGGGACUUCUACUCCGAAAACCCCUCUCCUGCAUACGUGAAUAGUGACGCCUGCCUCGUAUUCAUCAACGCGUAUGCUUCGGAGGCCUUUGACCGAUUGAGCCUUACAGACGAGUUCAGCGACAACCUUGUACGCAACGUUGCCGCCAACUGCUCCAACACCAUUGUUAUCAUCCAUUCAACAGGUAUCCGUACUGUUAAUGCGUGGAUCAAUCACCCCAACGUGACUGCAGUUCUCUUCGCCGGUCUCCCCGGCCAAGAAAGCGGCCAUUCGCUUGUCGAUAUCCUUUACGGUGAUAUCAGCCCGUCUGGAAGGCUUCCCUACACCGUCGCUAAGAACGAAUCUGACUACGGACACCUACUCAAUUCGACGAUUUCCUUUGACGCAUUCCCCGAAGUCAACUUCACCGAGGGCCUAUACAUUGAUUAUCGAGCCUUUGACCGCGACGGUAUCGAGCCACGGUUUGAAUUCGGCUUUGGUCUGUCAUACGCCACCUUCCAAUACUCUGACCUGGAAAUCAUAUCUACCCGGAAUAGCAUUUCCCCUCUCGUGGAUCCCAAAAUUCCGAUUAUCCAAGGUGGACAUCCAGAACUCUGGGAUGUCUUGUUUAACGCUACCUUUUCCCUCACAAACACGGGCGACGUAUCCGCUUCCGAGGUAGCGCAGCUAUACAUCGGCAUUCCCAACGCUCCUAUUCGACAGCUGAGAGGCUUCGAAAGGGUACCCCUGGAAUCAGGAGAGACAAAGCAGGUGACCUUCCCGGUAACUCGAAGAGAUCUCAGUAUAUGGGACGUGGUAUCCCAACAGUGGAGGCUCCAGACAGCCAAUUACACUCUUUUUGUGGGAGCUAGUAGUAGGAUCCUACAUUUGAACGGGACUCUUGAGAUUGUCUAG
Aspergillus alliaceus is the source of this 2305-nucleotide messenger RNA. Its product is annotated as beta-glucosidase. The record is from RefSeq and is a predicted model, not a curated record. Bases 11 to 2305 code for a protein of 764 amino acids. Gene Ontology annotation, molecular function: beta-glucosidase activity. Lineage: Eukaryota; Fungi; Ascomycota; Eurotiomycetes; Eurotiales; Aspergillaceae. Gene Ontology annotation, biological process: glucan catabolic process. The transcript has 3 exons.